Molecule: messenger RNA, 2440 nt
Organism: Choloepus didactylus (southern two-toed sloth)
Lineage: Eukaryota; Metazoa; Chordata; Mammalia; Pilosa; Megalonychidae
Gene: SFXN5
Product: sideroflexin 5
Exons: 15
Coding region: 54-1178 (374 amino acids)
Biological process (GO): mitochondrial transmembrane transport; monoatomic ion transport; citrate transport
Cellular component (GO): mitochondrial inner membrane
Molecular function (GO): monoatomic ion transmembrane transporter activity; citrate transmembrane transporter activity
Source: RefSeq, a predicted model, not a curated record
GGGGCCGAGGAGGGACAUUUUAAAAGGGCCGGAGAUUGCGGGCGUCAGUGGCCAUGGCGGACACAGCGACCACAGCAUCGGCGGCGGCGGCGGCUGGGGCCGUGAACGCCUCCACCGAUGCACCUCCUUUCCAGCUGGGGAAACCCCGCUUCCAGCAGACCUCCUUCUAUGGCCGCUUCAGGCACUUCUUGGACAUCAUCGACCCUCGCACGCUCUUUGUUACUGAGAGACGUCUCAGAGAGGCUGUGCAGCUGCUGGAGGACUAUAAGCAUGGGACCCUGCAUCCAGGGGUCACCAAUGAACAGCUCUGGAGUGCACAGAAAAUCAAGCAGGCUAUCCUACACCCAGACACCAACGAGAAGAUCUUCAUGCCGUUUAGAAUGUCAGGUUACAUUCCUUUUGGGACACCAAUUGUUGUUGGUCUUCUCUUGCCAAACCAGACACUGGCGUCCACUGUCUUCUGGCAGUGGCUGAACCAGAGCCACAAUGCUUGUGUCAACUAUGCAAACCGCAAUGCUACCAAGCCUUCACCUGUGUCCAAGUUCAUCCAGGGCUACUUGGGGGCUGUCAUCAGUGCUGUCUCCAUCGCCGUGGGCCUUAAUGUCCUGGUUCAGAAAGCAAACAAGUUCACCCCAGCCACCCGCCUUCUUGUCCAGAGAUUUGUGCCGUUCCCUGCCGUAGCCAGCGCCAAUAUCUGCAACGUGGUCCUGAUGAGGUACGGGGAGCUGGAGGAGGGCAUUGACGUCCUGGAUGGUGACGGCAACCUCGUGGGCUCCUCCAAGAUCGCAGCCAGACACGCCCUGCUGGAGACGGCGCUGACGCGGGUCGUCCUCCCCAUGCCCAUCCUGGUGCUACCCCCGAUCGUCAUGUCCAUGCUGGAGAAGACGGCCCUCCUGCAGGCUCGCCGCCGGCUGCUCCUUCCUGUGCAAAGCCUCGUGUGCCUGGCAGCCUUCGGCCUGGCCCUGCCGCUGGCCAUCAGCCUCUUCCCGCAGAUGUCAGAGAUUGAAACGUCCCAAUUAGAGCCUGAGAUCGCCCGGGCCACGAGCAGCCGGACAGUGGUGUACAACAAGGGGCUGCAGCCAGAGUUCCCAAGGGAGCAAGGCCCGGCCUCUUUUCCAGGAUCUCCUUUAGAGGUGGAAGAAGAAGCUGUUGACCUCGCCUGCUGGGGGACCGUGUAGUAGAGAGAAGUCCCCGUGAUCUGGAGACAGGCAGCCCCGGGUUCCAGCCCCAGCUGGGCCCCAGUCUGGUGGGUGGCCUGUAGCCAGUGACUGCAUUCAUUCAGCCACUCGUUCAUUUAGCCACAUGUUCACUGAGCACCUUCUCCGGGUCAUGCUGCUCGCUGAGCCUCGGGGUCCUCAUCUCUGAAAGGCUGAGAACAGCCUCACUCCCUGGACUGCUCCAAGGAUCUGAGAGCCCCGUGAGGGUGUCAGGGGAGCCGCUCCUCCCCUCCCCGGGAAUCUGGGUCUCCCUAGGAGGGUUGGAGGAGGGAAAGGGAUGGGGGAGGGGCCUGUUCACAAAGCAGUACUUCUAGGCCCGGGGUCUUCUGGUCUCCGGGGAAUUUCUUUGCUGAAAGCCCCACAGGCCAUAGCCCCCAUCUGGGCGGAAAUCCUUGGUUCGCAGGACAGACACAAAUCCCUCCUGGGAGCUGUUUGUUGUUUUUAGCUGGUUUGGGGGCUCAGUUCCUGCCCAGCCCAGAGAUCAUUAACACUCCAGGAAUGUGGCCUCCCCUACCCCCCUGUCCCCACUUGCCCAGCCCCCAGGGCCUCCCUCCUCCUACUGAGGCAAUGGAUAGAAGGAGGCUCAGAAAUGCUAGCGGAUGAGGGCAGUGAUGAGUGACCUUUUCUCAAGGCCCCUGGGAGCCCGGCUUCAUUUUCUAAAUGGAGCCUUCCUCAGUCCCCCAGAGCUGCAGCUGCUCCUGCCAUCUCAUCCAUUCCCCUACCACUGAUUAGACCCGGAGACAGCCACUCCCCAGAAGGCCAAACCCCUACAUGCACGCCCUUUUCUGCAGUGCCAGAUGUCUCCAGGGCAGUGCCAAGCAAGAUUCAUUCUCCACCUCCCACUCAGAGGCGGCAGCUAACAGACUUGGCUAAGGCCAGAGCCUGGCUUCUUCAGUUUCCUUAGAAAAAGUCACCCAGAGAGAGCAUGGGGGUGAGAAGAGGAAGACCUGGGAUGGAACCCCAAGGAGCCCCAACCUCGGAGGCCUGGACAGAGAGACAAGGCAGCUGCCAAGGAAGCUGAGCCACAGGAGAAGUAAGAGAGUGUGGCAUCCCGGAGGACAAGGCAAGAGAAGAGUGCUCCGAGUAGAUGGACUGUCCACAUGUUACGGAGCUGCGCACAGAAGGGAGACGAAGGUGAAGGCACGUCUCUUGGAGGGAUCUGGGGAGAGCUGUUUCAGUGGAGUGUGGUCAUGGCAGAAGCCAGAGCUCCAUGGGUUGAGAAG